ACGCUUUGUUGCAAAGCGGCUACAUACGCAGGAGAAGAGGAGGUAGCAGGAGCCGGCCAUGUCGACGACUGCGCACAAGGUGGCGACGCAGGCGGCGUCGGCGGCGGGGGCGAGAAUGAAGGGUCCACUGCCGCCGAGCGUGGUGAGGGAGAUCGUGUACGGGAUGAGCCUGGGGCUCUUCGCGGGGUACCUGUGGAAACUGCACCACUGGAGCAACCAGCGCCGCACCCGCGAGUUCUACAGCCUGCUCGACGAGGGCAGGAUCACCGUCGUCGUCGACGAGCCGGCCGGAGCCAAGGAGUAGCCCCAUCCAUAUAGUUUCACCUACCUACCCAGGCGAGGUAUUUUCAGUCCGUCCUUCCACAGAUCAUCAGUAGGACAAGUAGCGCUUUGGUUUGUUUUGUUUAGCUGGUAGCUAGCUAGCUCAGCUCUGUUCUUCCUCGUGUCAGUCUGUAAUGUCUACUGCAGCUCUGCUGCCUGCCUUUGUCUCGUUCCCGGUCGAAGAGAAUAAACUGAUGCGUGUCAUUCAUCAGUAGAGGCUGCAGAAUUAGUGUUCUCUUGUGAAACAAUUAGUGUCGGGUGUUUCUGUUUUC
Messenger RNA from Triticum aestivum (bread wheat), 593 nucleotides. Its product is annotated as putative cytochrome c oxidase subunit 5C-4. The record is from RefSeq and is a predicted model, not a curated record. Bases 59 to 304 code for a protein of 81 amino acids. Lineage: Eukaryota; Viridiplantae; Streptophyta; Magnoliopsida; Poales; Poaceae. The transcript has a single exon.